Wyeomyia smithii (pitcher-plant mosquito) is the source of this 4953-nucleotide messenger RNA. Its product is annotated as inner centromere protein A-like. Lineage: Eukaryota; Metazoa; Arthropoda; Insecta; Diptera; Culicidae. Bases 445 to 4500 code for a protein of 1351 amino acids. The transcript has 5 exons. The record is from RefSeq and is a predicted model, not a curated record.
ACGUCGAGUCACCGUCGAAAUAUUUUCACAACUCGGCCAAAUGUGCUGCAGUGUUCGAACGCGACGGUCGCACGUGUAAGUUGUUACCGCUGUUUUUGCUCUCAGUGUGCAGCAAGUCAUAGGUAGCAGAGAAGAUAAUUUCUUCAGCACCGACGCCAUAUUUGAAGUAAAGUGUGCUGGUCAAAUUCUGGCUCACCGUGGGGGUUUUUGACGGUCGCGGUGCAUAUUGUGAUUUAGCUAUUGGCUAGGUUAAUUAGAGUGCAUCGCAGCAAGCGAGGGAAAGUGAAACAGUGCAAACAGAAAAGUUAUUCGGAGGAAAUGUCAAUUGUUUGGCGUUUGAGAUUGCAAGAGUUGAUGAAUUGAGUGACAGGAAUAUAAAUCCUAAAUACUAACUAGACACAGUGAAAUAAGUUUUGCGAGCCAGUUUUGUGAAAGCGUGAAAUAAUGUCCGACGAAUACUACGAUGAAGACGGUUUUCGUCUCACCUUUGAGGAUGACACCUCAGAACAAGAAAAACAGUUCUUCAUGCGGGCAUUUCCAAAUGUCAACAGAAUAUCGGAACGCAAGGUUCACUGCACUUCUUGCUACAUGCAUAUCGGGACAGCUCCCAUCUCGGAAGCUGUCAUCAGGAUGCAUCCGAUCCUGCGAGUGACGCACUGCCGCAACUGCCACACUUUUUACAACAGUGGCGAGUUCGACAAGGGCGAGGACGGUAGUGAACUCUACUGUCGCUGGUGUGGCCAAGGUGGUGAAGUGUACUGUUGCUCGAAAUGUCCGUACGUGUUUUGCAAGAAGUGUAUCGUGCAAAAUUUGUCUCGUGCUUGCGUUCAGGACAUCUCUCGCAAUGAUAAUUGGCAGUGCUUCAGUUGCGCCCCAAAGAUUAUGUGGCAUCUUCGAGCUCAGCACUGGGCGUUGGUCAACUAUAUCGAGAAACAGAAAAAGGAUAUGAAAGACAAAAACCAUACGGUUUCAAGUAUUAAUAGUUUGAUGAAAUUGGACAACACAACCUGUUGUAACAACAAAGGACUGAACAAAAAAACGAGCACUCCAACAUCGAGUAAGAAAGCUGUUAAGCGUGUUUCCGAUGCGCACGAGGCAGGAGCAGCCAAAAUACCGGAAAAACGAACAAUUAUGCAAGUUCAGCAGCAACAGCCGACCAUUCAACCGCCGGCUGCUAAAAAGGCCAAAACGGAUAAUAACGAAGUGGUUUGCACGCCGGACAUCAUGAGCAUGUUUAUGAAUCCCGAAGAAUCAUCUCAGGCAGCGGGAAACGUGGUCAUUCAAAAACCGACAGCUCCUGCUCCAACCUCAGCCCCAGCACCGGUGCCAAUAUCAAACCGCCCGGUUGUUGUACGACCCGCAUUUCCCGGCGCUCAAAAUCCUAUGCCCAUGCGUAUGCCGAUGGCGAAUGCUUCGAAUUUGGCGCCUCCACCAGUCUAUCACACAAUCAAUGGAUACAAAAUUGAUCUGCAUACUGCAGCUCAGCAGGGAACGUACCGGUUGCCGAACGGCAAACUCAUUCAAGUGCGAAAGCAGGCUCCGGCUGUGGUCGCCCCUCAACCGCCCGUUGGUAACCGAAACAUAACUAUAGCCCCAAAACCAACUCCUACAUACUACAAUCCGUCAAACGUUAUGCCAAUAGCAAAUGCGCGUGUUGCAAAUGGCAACCCAAAUGUGCAUAUAAAUAUAGCAUUACAACAGCAGCAACAGUUGCAAGAGCAGCGACUGCAACAGCAGCGUCAACAACAACAGCAGCAGCAGCAACUUCAGCAACAACAGAUGCUUCAUCAGGCACGCCCACAGCUCAUGGUUCCAGUAGGUCAACCACAACCAACAAUCGUUGCCGGUCAACCUAAUCCAGCACUCCAGCUACCGACGUUGGUCAUGCUGCAGAGUAUGGUCAAUGGUCCGCAUGAAGAUUCUCCUCUUGGGCGAUCGAGGAAAAACUUUGAGGGCAAGCUGUUAUCCGGUGUUGAAAUCUGUCAGCACAUUGUCAGCAAAAUCAACACACUGACCAAUUCAAAUCCGUUCAAGAACAUCCGCAACGUGCGAGAUCUAAAGGAAUUAUAUAUCCACGUUUCGUAUUUACUAACGUACGCCAUCGGAAGAUUCAAGACGCUGCAAGAGAAGUGCGUAGAUGAUGUGAAGAAGAUGGGCUUCACGAAAGAGUCGGAUUUCGUAAUGAUGGGCGAACAGAUCAGCAAUCGUAAUCCGGACGAGGACAAGAGCGACGACGAAGGCGACUGCGAGAUAGUGGAACAGAACACUACACUGAUCACGAUUGACUCCGAGGACGAGGAAGACAGCAGUAAGAAGCAAAAACAACGCCCGGUGGACAAGCAGCCGACUGCCACCGAAACGGAAGUUGCAGUAGCUGCUAUCCUGGAGGACAGAAAUGAUGCCGACAGUUCCGUUGAUCCCAUCUCUAUCGACGAGUUUCUUCAUGUAAGCCUCAGCGAAAGCGACAAAACAUUGGAUCCAAGUAGCAGUACUGUUUCGGUGGUCUCCGAAAGCUCGGACAAAGUCGACAAGGGGGCUGCAAAUACCGAACCUAACAGCAGCAGCGAGAAUAAAAAUGACAACGAUGAUGACGAUGAUUUGGUUGAGAUAAUCGAACCGACGAACGAGGCUACCUCACCCGAAAAGUUAGCAGAUGAAAAUAUUCCUGCGGUAACGACUACCGCAGAACCAACAACCGUUGAGAAUAUUGCUGACGAAGCUGAGCCAACCAAACCACAAGAUGUUGUAGAGAAACUUGAUGUCGAUGACAAAACUGAAGAAACAUCAGAGAACACCGUUAAAGCUGCCGAUGGUGGAGGAGAUGAUAAUACAGCUGUUGAAGCAGGCAAAGAGGUCGCAGAAAAGACAGGGGAUUUAGAAAAAAUGGAAGUGGAACCAUCCGGGGAAGCUGAAACCAGUAAAUCUGGGAAAGAUGUAGUGGAAUCUACAAACGAAAUAAUCGAAAGCGAACAACAAACCGUAGAAAAAGAAAUUCCUGACGGUUCGAAAGAGGCCACAGAUGAAACGGCAGAGAAACAGGACAGUGUAAGCGAAAAAGAACAAGAGAAUACAGUUGAUGACGAAAAACAAAUGGAAACAGAAUAUGUUGAUUUAGAUAAGCAAUCGACAGACAAAGAAGCAAAGGAAAAUGUAGCGAAACCCAGUGAAACUAAUGAUCCAAUCGAGCUAGACGACGACGAGGAUGACGAUGUUGCAGUGGUUGAAACAGUCGAAGAAAGCAAAACUCAUACUUCGGAGAACAGUUCUACUAAUCUGGCUAAUGUCGACGACGAUAAACUAGUGGAAGCAUCAAGUUCUGUCGAACUUAGUACACAAGCAAACAACUUAGAAAAUCCUGAUCCUGCUGCUGAAGCAGUAACUGUCAGCACCGACAAUUUGGACAAUUCCGCAUCUAUUAUUGAAGAUGCUGACAGUACUGUGCCUGUCAAUGAAUCGUCAAAGACUGACGAUGAUGUAACGCAGAUUCCGGAUUCCCACUCAGAUACAGAUGUAGCAUCAGUUGGAGUAACUGUCGGUACCGAUGAUUCGGAGAAUCCCGCAUCAAUUGUUGAAGAUGCUGACAGUGCUGUGCCAGUUGAAGCAGUAACUGUCAGCAGCGACAAUUUAGAGAAUUCCGCAUCUGUUAUCGAAGAUGUUAGCAGCACUAUACCUGUCACUGAAUCGUCGAAGACUGACGAUGAUGUUGCGAGAUUUGCGGAUUCCCACUCAGAUACAGAAGUUGCCAAGCCAUCUGAGGUAGUGGAACAGGUUAGUGUGUCUUUAGAUGAUGAUGAAGUACCCACAGUUGUCCAGAAAGAAGCUGAGAGUUCUGAACCGAACAAUGUUGAAGAGAUUCUUCAAGGGUCUGAAUCCAACAUAGAAACCGCUGGGGAAUUACAAGAACCACAGAAAUCUGAGGGAGAAUUAGACAAUCUUAGUAACGCAAAUAUUUUUGAUGGAUCGCAAAACGAAGCCGCUGUUGUGGAUACAUCAGCUGUUCCGGCUAUAUCAGUUGUUUCGGAAAUAUCAGCUGUUCCAGAAGUUAUUCCAGAAGAACUGGAAGUUCCAACGGGUAAUGACCUGCUAGCUAGCAUAGAGGACUCGUUUCAAAAGCUACAACAAUUGUUUGAUGCCACAGAAAACGAUGCUGCCGAGGAACAGUUAACCACAAACGAUGAAGAUGUGGAUAUGCAAUUGGCCGAGCCGGCUGUGGAACAAAUGGACGUGGAUGAAAAUCUAUUAACGACCGAUGUGGAAAGUAAUAUUUUUGAAGUAGCACAGGAAACUCUAAGUAAAAAUUUAGAAGUUGCUACUAAUGGCACGAAUCUGCUAGGUUCAGAAGACGGAUUGGAGCCCAUCGUUUCAGAAGAAAAUUUUACUAAUUCUCAAGAUAGUUCAAACUCUCCACAAAAUGCGAUGGCACCCGAAGUAAUCGAUAAGCUAGAAGAAAUACAAAAUAUUACGUCGCUGGAUGAAUUAACGGUUAACGGUGACUGUUAGAAUGAUUCCUUAUUAUGUACAAAUUACGUUACUUAUUAGUAAGCAUUGCACACAUUACUUUUGCAUACUUUUUUUUAUAUAAUUUGAGAGAGAGACUCGCACCUCUAAGAUGCGCGAAAAAGUAGUGUAGCACUACUUUCGUAUUAGUGUAGUAUGAUUAGUUCUCCCAAUUAAAAUAUAAAUCGAAAUAGCAUUAUAAAAUAAUUGAAAUAGUAUAUAGCCUACAAAGGGUGACUAUAAUUUACGUUCUACAAUAUAUUAGAAUGGCCAAUAACAUAUGCUAUCACCAUUCAUAGGCACCAUUUCUGUCAUUUUCUAUUUAUGUUUUGUUUCAAAAUCUCAACAGUGAAAUUUGUAAAAUUUCUAAGCAGAAAUCACAAAUUGCUAGAGUCAUAAACAUAAUUAUAAGUGAGAUAUACUGAAUAAAAGUAAAUUCAUGAUUUAUGGAUGUCA